CACAUUCGACGUUCCUCGACGAUCAACGCCCGAGAGUUGGAUGCCCAAGCUGAAGCAAUAACGCGUCAAGCCAUAGCAAUGAAAGACAACUUCUCCCACAGCAUCCAACAGUUCCUCCACGCGCCCUCCGACUCGGACUACCUCGACCAGCUCGUCACCGUCAUCCACGAAGCAUGCUCCAUCGGACGGGAACAUGCGCUCGCCGAGCAGCUCCAGCACUUCUCCGAGAGCCGCGAACACGAUAUUGAACGCCUCUGCAAUACCAACCACCAAGAAUUCGUGUCAUCGGUUAACCAGCUACUCAACGUACGCAAGGGCACUGUCGACCUCACCGACGAAAUUCUCAAGCUCAACGAGUCCAUCCAGACCAGCACGCAGAAAGUUGUCGAGCACAAGAAGGCAUUGGUGGAUUCACGGGACGUUCGGCAGAACAUCGACGAGGCCACGCAGGCGUUGCGAUUGUGUCUCGAGGUGCUGGGUCUUGCCAACCGCGUCGAGGAACUGCUGAAGAACAAGAAGCAUUAUGCUGCGCUGAGGACGCUCGACGAACUACAGAAUGUGCACCUUAAGGAGGUCGUGCAGUUUGAUGUGGCGGAGAUGAUUCAGAAUUCCGUGCCGGCGAUGCAGGGCAUGGUCAAAGAGGCCGUGAUGACGGAUCUCAAUAGCUGGCUCUACCGUAUUCGUGAGAGCUCGCAGCUACUCGGCCAGGUCGCGUUCGAUCAGACGGAACUACGGCGCCAGAGGCAGAAGGAGCGCGUCAACAAGAAUCCGUAUCUGAGGCUGUUCAAGCUCAACUCGGCAAUCGAGCUGGUGCUAGAUGAGCGUGAAGAGUUCGAUGUGCUGGACAACGAGGAUGUCAGGAUUGAUUUCGACCCGCUCUUUGAGUGUUUGCAUAUUCAUGAGGCGCUCGGUGAACGCGAUGAAUUCCGAUUGACCUACACCAAUACCAGACGCCAACAGAAGGAGCUAUUGAUGGCCGUGAGCCUAACGCUUUCGGAUGCGGAUAUUACGGGACUCAAUCAUUUGUUGGAGAGCAUAGCCGGAUUUGCGAUUCUGGAGAAGGCGACGAUGAAGAAGACGACGAAUUUCAGGGGGAGUCAGGAUGUGGAUGAGCUCUGGGAUAGUAUGUGUAAGAAGGCAAUUAGCAUCAUCAGUCCUGCGCUGAACGGUAUCACGGCUGCGGGUGCAUUGUUGAGGGUGAAGAAUGUGUUGGCUCUUUUCAUACAAACUAUGGAUAGCUGGGGUUAUGCGGUUGAUAAUUUUGAUAACUUCCUACUGAUCCUCUUCAACGGGUACUCCAAGCUACUCAAGAAGGAGUUCUAUCAGAAUUUCAAGGAUAUCAUGGCGAAUGAGGAUUUCGGGCCGAUGCAGAUUCAAACACCAGAGGAGUACGAAAACGUGCUCAAAGCUAGUUGGUUCAAGGACCCUAUCCCGAACCGAGAAUAUCCUACUGUUCUACCAUUCUCGCAGAUGUACCCGUUGUGCUGCAUGGACAUCCGGGACUUCUUGAAUCGGUACUACUUCUUUUCGGACGAGUAUUUCCAGCAUCAGAAUGCCAUCGAUGAGGAACUCAAAGCCUCACUCGACGACAUUCUCUGCAACCAUGUCUGUGCAGCACUUGUGGAGCGUCUGAAUUCUAACAAUCUCGGUCAGCUUGUCCAGAUCCUGAUCAACCUGGAACAAUUCGAAUACGCCAGUCGGGAGCUCGAAGGGCUCCUCGUCGAAGUACGACAGUCAGACCAGGGCGGCUCAGUCUCUAUCAAAGCCACAGAACGUUUUCGAAGCGAGAAGAAAACCGCCGAGAAACGGAUUUUCGAGCUCGUCAAUAGCAAGAUCGACGAUUUGGUAGAAACGGCAGAUUACAAUUGGAUGGGCGCGAAGCCGAGAACUCGGCCCAGCGAGUAUCUGCAGCAGAUGACCCUGUUUUUGAAUAAUAUCAUGGGUUCGGCACUCCUUGCCCUGCCGGAGGAUAUCAAGGGUCUCAUAUACUUCGAUGCUUUAAGUCACAUCGCGACUUCUAUCCUCGCUCUCCCUAUGUCGGAAUCCGUCAAAACAAUCAACAAAGUCGCCGUACAAGAUCUCGACACGGACGUAACCUUCCUGCAAAGGUUCGUCGAAGGCCUUGGGGACCCCACGCUUCCCCAAAUCUUCGAGGAGCUCGGACAAACAGUUGACCUCCUACAAAACGACAACCCGGACGAGUUCUACGACAUCGGCAUGCGCAUGCGGCGUUACGCCAAUGUCGAUCCACUCACUGGGCCGGUGUUACUGGAGAAAUUGAUGGCUGGCGAGGCUGAGAGGGAGAGGGCUGCUGCUACACCGGUGAGGACUGGGUUGGCGGCGAGGUUUCGGUAAUGGCAUGGGGAAAUAAUGUGAGACGUGGGGAGUUCUGGAGUCUGUUUGGGGCACUUGCUUACCUUUACCUACUAUUAUACAUACUUGUGUCUCGUCGUUUGGCGAGUGAGCUCGAUAUAUGGGUGGUGUAAUGCAGUAUAAAUACUAUGGCUCGGUUGGUCGCCCCCCGAUUAUUUGGGGUAUUGAGAUGGUCCGUCUAGCUGCGGGAUUGUCGGAAGCCCGUUCGUAUGUACUGCACAACCCAACGGGACCUGGGAUGAGUAUACCUAGGGGUGCGGGAGCUGGAAACUUAUGUGACGACUUGGUUUGGCUACACAUGUGAAAGUUACUCGAGUGAGACUAUAUGUAUGAAUACUAUGAUCGACAAUAUCCGGAAGGCUUGAUAUCAUGACCAGUGUGGAGCGGACGGGGGGUAUUGAGA
Molecule: messenger RNA, 2776 nt
Organism: Tricharina praecox
Lineage: Eukaryota; Fungi; Ascomycota; Pezizomycetes; Pezizales; Pyronemataceae
Product: exocyst complex subunit Sec15-like-domain-containing protein
Exons: 5
Coding region: 79-2355 (758 amino acids)
Biological process (GO): exocytosis; intracellular protein transport; Golgi to plasma membrane transport
Cellular component (GO): membrane; exocyst
Source: RefSeq, a predicted model, not a curated record